Neofelis nebulosa (Clouded leopard) is the source of this 3491-nucleotide messenger RNA. RefSeq names its product mitogen-activated protein kinase kinase 7 (gene MAP2K7). Gene Ontology annotation, biological process: protein phosphorylation. The record is from RefSeq and is a predicted model, not a curated record. Bases 79 to 1386 code for a protein of 435 amino acids. Gene Ontology annotation, molecular function: protein kinase activity; ATP binding. NCBI's taxonomy places the organism in Eukaryota, Metazoa, Chordata, Mammalia, Carnivora, Felidae. The transcript has 12 exons.
AUCCAAGCGCAGGCGCAGUGCGGUGUUUGUCUGCCGGACUGACGGGCGGCCGGGCGGUGCGCGGCGGCGGCGGGGAAGAUGGCGGCGUCCUCCCUGGAGCAGAAGCUGUCCCGCCUGGAAGCAAAGCUGAAGCAGGAGAACCGCGAGGCCCGGCGGAGGAUCGACCUCAACCUGGAUAUCAGCCCCCAGCGGCCCAGGCCCAUUAUUGUGAUCACUCUAAGCCCUGCUCCUGCCCCGUCCCAACGAGCAGCCCUGCAGCUCCCGCUGGCCAAUGAUGGGGGCAGCCGCUCACCGUCCUCCGAGAGCUCCCCACAGCACCCCACACCCCCUGCUCGGCCCCGCCACAUGCUGGGGCUUCCGUCAACCUUGUUCACACCCCGCAGCAUGGAGAGUAUCGAGAUUGACCAGAAGCUACAGGAGAUCAUGAAGCAGACGGGCUACCUGACCAUCGGGGGCCAGCGGUACCAGGCAGAAAUCCAUGAUCUGGAGAACCUGGGCGAGAUGGGCAGUGGCACUUGCGGCCAGGUGUGGAAGAUGCGCUUCAGGAAGACGGGCCAUGUCAUUGCUGUCAAGCAAAUGCGGCGCUCGGGGAACAAGGAGGAGAACAAGCGGAUCCUCAUGGACCUGGAUGUGGUCCUCAAGAGCCAUGACUGCCCCUACAUCGUGCAGUGUUUCGGGACCUUCAUUACUAACACGGAUGUUUUCAUCGCCAUGGAGCUCAUGGGCACGUGCGCUGAGAAGCUCAAGAAGCGGGUGCAGGGCCCCAUUCCCGAGCGGAUCCUGGGCAAGAUGACGGUGGCGAUCGUGAAGGCGCUGUACUACCUGAAGGAGAAGCACGGCGUGAUCCACCGUGACGUCAAGCCCUCCAACAUCCUGCUGGACGAGCGGGGCCAGAUCAAGCUCUGCGACUUCGGCAUCAGCGGCCGUCUCGUCGAUUCCAAGGCCAAGACGCGCAGCGCGGGCUGUGCUGCCUACAUGGCACCUGAGCGCAUAGACCCUCCGGACCCCACCAAGCCAGACUACGACAUCCGGGCCGAUGUGUGGAGCCUUGGCAUCUCCUUGGUGGAGCUGGCGACGGGACAGUUUCCCUAUAAGAACUGCAAGACAGACUUUGAGGUCCUCACCAAAGUCCUGCAGGAAGAGCCCCCGCUCUUGCCCGGUCACAUGGGCUUCUCAGGGGACUUUCAGUCCUUCGUCAAAGACUGCCUUACUAAGGAUCACAGGAAGAGACCAAAGUAUAAUAAGCUACUUGAACACAGUUUCAUCAAGCGCUACGAGAUGCUGGAGGUAGACGUGGCAUCCUGGUUCAAGGAUGUCAUGGCGAAGACCGAGUCACCGAGGACUAGCGGAGUCCUGAGCCAGCACCACCUGCCCUUCUUCAGGUAGCCACGUGGUGGCGGCCAGCCCCACCGGGGGCCGGGGGCAUGGCCACAGGCCCCCCCUUCCCCACCUGGCCACCCAGCUGCCCGCCAGGGGAGACCUGGGAUCUGGAUGGCUGCUGAGGGCUGAGGACAGAAAGUAGGGGGCGCCGACCCACCCCCGACUCCCUGCCCACCAGCUGUGGACAGAUGGGCUCGCCAGGCCCCAGCCCUUCCCGUCCCGGGGUCAGCCGGCCGUGCGCGUCCCCCUGACAGACACUGUGAACGGAAGACAGCAGGCCACGAGCAGACUCGCUAUUUAUUCAGUCGUAACCUCUGGGCUGGGGCAGCCCCCAGGGCCCGGGAGAGAGCCGCCCGUCCUGCCCCUUCCCUCCCCACCCCACCCGCUGUGUGUUGUCCCCUCUGCCUCCCCUCUGCGAACACGUUCCUUGUGUCUAUCCCCUCUCUCUCAUCCCUUGUCUACCUCUCUGGCUUUCCCCACCUCCUUCCCAGCCUCUGCCUCUCUCCUGGCCCAGAUCUGGGCUCUGCCACCCCCAGGGGUGAGGGGGGGACCCCUGGGUCCACUUAGGUCUCCGGCAACGGCGAGUCGGUCGGCUGGUGUCUUCGCCCCAGGAAGGCGGGCUGGGCGUUAUGACUACAGCUGGACCUGGGCUGGUCUUUCUCUCUCUCUCUCUUUCUCUCUCGCUCUCUCUCUCUCUCUCGCUCUCUCUCUCUCUCUCGCUCUCUCUCUCUCUCUCUGUCUUUCUCUGUCUCUCUUUGAUCUCAGGGGGUCCUUUUUGGAGUUUAUUGUAUUUUAUUGUACUUGGUGGGGUGUUUGGGGGGUGGGGGGAGAAGAGCUUGUUCUCACGGGGUUUGUCGGUACCUUCAGAAACUUUUACCAAAGUCAUGUUUAGCUGCUUGCGGUGCAGCCCCUGACCGCCUGUGGGCACGGGCGUCUGGGGCUGGGGGCCAAGCCCCAAAGGUGGGCUCUGGGGGCGUUCCUCCUCCCUCGGGGCCAGCCCUCGGGGCUGGAGACUGGCCACAGCUUGGGGGGUGAGUUGAGGACCUCAGGGGGCAUGGAGGGAGCCCAAGGGGCCGCGGCCACACAGGGUGGCCUUCAGGGAAGGCGGGCACAGGGCACGCCGAGGGCAGCAGGCGCUGCCACGGCAGGGAGGUGGUGGAAGGAGUCGGUGGCAGAAGCAAGCGGGGCCAUGGAGCCCCGGGGAGGCGGGGAUCGAGGGUGCAAGCGGUGAGCGUGGGGGUUCGAGGACGUGUGGCGGGACAGAGGUGGGGCUGGCUGAAGGCUGGGCGUGUGCAGACAGUCACGCCCUCGUAGUGCCCCUGAGCGCCCCUCGACUCCCCCAGAGCUGGCCAGUCCGCCCGAGCCCUGUGCAGCAGCCAGAAUGGGAGGGGGUGUGUUUCCUUUUUGUUGGUGAUGCAUGCAAACCAAGUGGACGACAAAACAAAACAAAACGAAAAAAAAACAAAAAACCCACCAACACCAAAGGUGAGGAACUUGGCCGGAUGUAGCUGAAGCAGUCUAGACCUAGGCAUCCCUGUAUUCUCUUGUUCCUGUCCAUACUCACGAAAUGCCGCAUGUUUAAAAGUACGCAAGUUCUCUGCUCUUUGCCCCCCCUCCCCGGGAGGGGAACGGCCACCUUCUCCCGCCCCGGUCUCCUUUGUGAGGGGAUGGGCGCAGGGUGGGGGGCCGACAGGCCUGGCCCCCCAUCCUCCCUCGCCUGGCCCGGCCAGGGGGGCCUUUGUGGGUAGCUGGAAGGUUCCAUGGCUGGUCCCAGGGCCAGCGCAGGCCCUAGGCCGGCCACCUGGAUUUACUUUUAUUUAACUAUUUUCUGUUUUGUGAGUGUGUCUGCCCACCCCUGCCCUCCUUCAGUGUUAAGUGGGAGUUCUGGGGGAACCUCUUCCCCUCUGCCUCUUUUCCUGACCUGCCCUCCGUCACCGGUCACCAGCCCUCCCUCUUGACCAGGCAGAGGGUGGAGCGGGCGGGCAGGGGCCUGGGGUGGCCCACAGCCCCCUUCUCUGGUCGCCAGUAUUCCCCUGUCCCUUUUUAAAAUGAAAUGCCCUUGUUUGUAAAUCCUUAGACGCUUGAGAAUAAAACCCCUCCCUUUUCUUCCA